Molecule: messenger RNA, 303 nt
Organism: Adineta steineri
Lineage: Eukaryota; Metazoa; Rotifera; Eurotatoria; Adinetida; Adinetidae
Source: the annotation of a GenBank genome assembly
AUGGUUGUUACACAAUCAGUUGGAGAAGAUGUGCGAUCAAUUCGAAUGUCUUUGAUGCGUGGUCAGAAAUUUCAAUGUGCCACUCCAACAUGUUUACCGUUCGCUAAAAUGAUUACGUCGACUAUUAUGAAGUGUCAAAUGGCUUGUUUAGCUCAAAUUUAUUGUAAAGCAGCUAGUUUUCAUCAAUCAAUUUCUAAUUGUGAAUUAUUUACUGAUAUGUCUAAUGAAAUUGCAAAUAUGGCGACUGAUACCGACAUUAGUAGUAUGAUUGUUAUUGCGGGAACACGAUCUCCACCUGGUUAG